This is a messenger RNA of Cuscuta campestris, 1355 nucleotides long. NCBI's taxonomy places the organism in Eukaryota, Viridiplantae, Streptophyta, Magnoliopsida, Solanales, Convolvulaceae. The record is from the annotation of a GenBank genome assembly.
CACAUCUUGUUUUAUAAAUUUUUCAAUGUUAUUUUCAAUAAAUAAAUUUUAUGAAUAAUUUUUAAAUUUACCUCUAUAAUCAAAGAAAUUGAAUUACUCCUUAAAUAUAUUAACUCCAAAAAAUGGAAAAAGUAUAAGGGCCGGGUUUCGUUUCUCAUAUUCUCACUCGCAGCUCCAUCUUCAUCCGUCUAUGGGAGUCAGUGACGGCUAAAUGAAGUCCAGAGUCGCGGCUUCCAUCUCCUCCUUAGCUGGUGGUCGUUCGAUAAACAUUUGCAGAACACUUCCAGUCCAACGAACAUGUGCACUUCCAGUCCAACGAACAUGUGAAGCGUUGAAAUUUAGGCCGUGGAGCCAAGGGAGUGGAAGCUCAAACCGCUCAUUCAUCAGCUUCGUAAAGGAAGAUGACAGCUUUGCAGAAUUGGGCCCUGCUGUGAAUGAAAAUGAUGCUUCACGUCUCAAAUUGGCAACAGAGAAACCGGAGCGCUUUAAGUGGCAAAAUGACUUUGUAAGAAAAAGGUUAUCCAACAACAAGAGUCAUCCAGUGAACAAGUGUGGCGGCGAGAAGGGAAGCAUCUUAACUCGUGGUGAAUCAAAUCAAGCCAUGAAUCAACUUCUGGGUUCUUUUAGUGCAAACAGGCCGAUUGAUGCAGUCAAAGUCAAUGACACUGGUGCUUUGGGUGAAUCCGGUCAACCCAUGGAGGAACAUGUGGAUGAUGCCUUCAUUGCAUAUAGUUCAACAAUCAGAAUCAAUGGUGUUGAUGACCGGGUAUCCAUCCACGACAUGCAUUCGCUCUGUGGAAAGGUUGGAAAUUUUGAAGGAUUGGCAUGGGUGGGUAAGGAUUCUGUGGAUGCAUUCUUUAAAGUUGGGAGUGAAUCAGACUCGACAGGAAUAGUGAGGAAGCUGAAUGGUUAUAGCAUUGCUGGGAGCCACUUAGUAGCAUCUAUACUUCCAAACAACUCUAAGGCAUCCAUUCCCGAAAACGAGAUUGAUUGGCCCGAGAGGGGUCUACGGUUCAGCACUACCCUUGAUGAACUCAAAAAGCAGAUGGAGUUGAAGAAGAUGUACUAUCAAGAUUUGGAGAUGCUGUAUCACGGGAUAAUGCACAUUCAGUGCCCACCCACUAUUAGCGAUGAUUAAUAACGCCGAUGGUCUGUUUUUGUUGCAAGGCUUUGCUAAGUGAAAUUGUUCAAGACCCCUUAGAGUUCUCAGAUUUAUGUGACUAUUAUGUGACAAUAGUACAACUGUAUUUUUUUUUGUGAAUUGUCGGUCUUAAGAACCAACAUGGGGACUCCAUCCACUUAGUUACGGUCAAUUAUAUAGCACAUGAUUUGAAAAAGAAAAAUCUCUGACUUUU